CUGUAAACACUCAGUGAAGAAUAGAUCUAGAAGAUUUAAUCUAGAUCUAGAUCUAGUACAUGUAAUUAUUAUAUUACAUGUUCCUGUUUUUGAAUCAUCGCUAUUCUUUCUAGUACAACAGAGUCAGAUUAUCGAUGUUGAUCAACCUUUGCAGUGAUUUCAUGUAAACUGUGGCUGCAUUUGUACGAGGCAUGAUGCCACGUAAAGAUAAAAGUAGAUCUGAACGAGGGCCUGCUCUGACUGAAGAUGUGUGCAUUGGCGAGGAUGUUAAAAUUGGCAUCCAUCUGGCUGUGGAGCGAUUCAGACUCGAUGCUACCAAAGAAGAACUGGCUUUCCCUACAUCUUUGUCGACAACUGAGAGAGCUUAUGUCCAUCGAUAUUGUGAAAAAUUAGGGGGUCUCAAGACCCGAAGUAGAGGGAAUGGCCAAAACCGGUACAUUACCGUUACCAAGCACAAUAAAGCUAAAGGCAAAUGGACUCCCGAUUUGCUCAGCUUUUCAAGGAAUGAACUUGGCUAUGUGACUCAACUGCUCCAACGAUUUCCUGUCAAUGACCGGGAAAGAGAUGACCUCACUCCUGUAGUCAAAAAAAGAGCAAGUACACAUGACGGUUCUAAAGACAAGUCGUCUCAAGGAAGGUUGGUCGGCUCCCCUGCCCAGGUUCCACCCAAGCGAUCAGCAUCAGACCUCAACAAAUUCAGACAGUCACUUCCUGUAUUCAAGAUGGGACCAAAUAUCAUAGAAACUAUAAAUUCAAACAAAGUGUGUUUGAUAGCAGGUGAAACUGGAUCUGGAAAGACCACCCAGGUCCCUCAACUGAUCCUUGAUGAUUGUCAUGAGAAGAAGCGACCAUGUCGUAUACUCUGCACUCAGCCGAGGAGGAUUGCAGCUGUGACCAUUGCAGAACGUGUGGCUGCCGAGAGAGGGGAGAAGAUUGGUGGAACAGUAGGCUACCAGAUCAGAUUGGAGAGCAAGGUUUCUUCAAAGACGGUCCUCACGUUUUGCACUGCUGGAGUAGUGCUGAGGAAUUUGGUUGGCACUGAGUCGAACCUGGGCACUGUUACUCAUGUCGUUGUGGAUGAAGUUCAUGAGAGAGACAAGUUUGUGGAUUUUCUGCUCCUAUGUCUGAGAGAGGUUCUUGAAAAGCACCCAAAUCUUCGUCUCAUUUUGAUGAGUGCCACACUGAAUAUGGAACUUUUUUCCGAGUAUUUUGACAACUGCCCAAUCAUUUGUGUUCCUGGAAGUCUUCAUGAUGUAGAGGAGUACUUUCUCGAGGACAUCUUGAAAUGGACCAAUUACAAAUCACGUGAAAUGAAUAAAGCGUUGGAGAAAAGCAAAUCAGCCAAAAAAACAGAGGAUCUUCUGUCUGAGUGGUUUUCUGUAAAAGAUGCCACAUCUGGUGAGACACUGGACAGUGAUUUUGAAGACGACUCAGAUGUCACAACAUCAGAUAAUGUGGAAGAGCUAGGGGAAGAGAAAGAAAAUUUGGAUCCUGCUGUAAAAAAAGAAAUGGAUGACCUUCUUCAAGAGGUCUGGCUCUCUGGCAACAAGGAACUGUUCCACAAAAUAUUGCUUCUAAUUUCCAGUGAACACAUCAGCGUGGAUUAUGAGCAGUCAGAAUCGGGCGUGACAGCUCUGAUGAUUGCGGCUGGCCGAGGCUUUGUGGACAUAGUGGAGCAUCUGCUCGACCUUGGGGCCAACUUCAACGUCAAGACAAACCACGAGUGGACGGCCAUUGACUUUGCCAAGCAGUUUGAACAGCAGGAGAUUGUGGAGCUUCUGCAAGCUUAUGCACUCGCUUCAGAAUCCAGAUUAGCCAGUGCCAAAGAUGAGGACAUGGAACUGAUAUCAGCUGAAGACAGAGAACUUCUCAGUGCUUAUCAACACAGCUUUGAUGAUGAGAAAGUGGAUACUGAUUUAAUCACUGAACUCAUUUUAAAACUCCACUUCGACUGUAAAGAAGGUGCCAUCUUGGUAUUUCUUCCCGGGUAUGAAGACAUCAUGACAGUACAUGGAAAGAUAAUACAUGACGAAAGGUUUGCAAGUAAAAAAAACACCUUUCUCCUCUUCACUCUCCACUCGUCCAUCCAAGCUUCAGAACAGAAAAAGGUCUUCAGAGCAACCUCAAAAGGAGUGCGAAAAAUUAUUUUGUCUACAAAUAUUGCAGAGACAUCAGUAACUAUCAAUGAUGUGGUAUAUGUCAUUGAUAGUGGCAAAGUCAAAGAGAAAACGUUUGAUGCCCUGAGUAACUUUUCAACAUUGAAUUCUAACUGGAUAUCAAAAGCAAGUGCUCUGCAGAGGAAAGGAAGAGCUGGAAGAUGUCAAGCAGGAAAAUGCUAUCACCUGUUCAGUCGAGGACGCUAUGUGCACUUGCAAGAUUAUCCCACACCUGAAAUUUUAAGGCUUCCAUUACAGGAAGUAUGCUUGCACACAAAGCUGUUGGCGCCCAAUACAGAAACUAUCACAGGGUUUUUGUCCAAGUGUCCCCAGGCUCCCCCUCCACUGGUUAUUAUCAAUGCUGUGCAGUUGUUGAAGGAGAUUGAUGCCUUGGACCCAUGGGAAGAGCUGACAGAGCUGGGGCAGCACCUUGUGGACCUGCCAGUGGAGCCAAAGCUGGGCAAAAUGGUUCUGUAUGCUGUUGUGCUCAAGUGUUUGGACCCAGUGCUCACCAUUGUGUGCACCAUGGCGCACCGGGAGCCGUUUAUUUUACCCACACAACCAUACAUGAGAAGAAAUGUCCUUGGCAUUCGCAGAAAAUUGGCGGAGCAGACCUACAGUGAUCAUUUUGUUUUCUUACGAGCUUUUCAGCUGUGGCAGAAGGCUCGCCUAGAUGGACGAGAAUAUGAGUUCUGUGAUAAGUAUAGUGUCUCAUCUGCUACUAUGCAUAUGCUGGUGGGAAUGAGAAUGCAAAUUUUGCAUCAGUUAAAGCUUUCAGGUUUUUUGAGAACUCAAGGAGCACUUGGCGGCGUCCGAGAUCUCAAUGCAAAUGCUGACAAUUGGGCUGUUGUGAAAGCUUGUCUUGUGGCGGGAACGUACCCAAACAUCAUUCAGAAAGCCACUCCUACUUCUCUCAACACAAGAAAGGACAGCCAUGUACGAUUUCAGAACACCUCUGUCAUUGGUCCAGUAUUGCGAGCCAAUCAUGGGUCCUACAAGAGGCUGUUACUGAAGACAAUCAAGGACAUGCCAUCGCGUUGGGUCAUUUAUGACGAGAUGAGUCGGGCGGGCCGAUUCAGUCAGGCUCGAGGCUGCACCCUUGUGUCUGCUCUCUCGGUGUUCCUCUUUGGGGGACCAAGCAAAGUGCCAAAGAAUGCUAUGAAGGAUAAAGUUGACCCUGAGUCUGAUGGUGAUGAGCCCAAGACAGCUGAUGACCUCGGUGGGAUCAUGAAAGUUUUCCGUCCUGACGACUGGCUCACCUUCCACUGCAGCUCAAUGGAUGGUGCAGCUGGUUUGGAACUGAGAAUGAAGCUACAUAGUCUGUUCCUCACAAGGAUCAAAUACCCUCAUCGCCCUUGGACACAAGCGGACGAGGCUACUCUGCAAACAGUUACCAGUUUGCUGACUAAUGCUGAUGCUGUUAUUGGAUUGACCAAUCCAAUAGGCGUUGGACAAAGGCCAAAGCAAAUGGUGCUGGAGUCUGUGGUGGGCCAUGGCGUGGAGGAGUACUACGGCAGCCAGUACCACCACCACCAACAGCAGCGUCUCGCCCCACACCAUGGAUACAACACAGGUCACUCGAGAGGGGGAGGAGAUGAAGUUUCUGACCAGACUAGGGACAGCUGCUUUUUCAUCAUGAAAGCAGCCAAUCACAAGCUUUUAGAGAUUUCUCAGACCAAGAACUUCUGGGCAACAUCCACAGGUCAUGAGGGAAAAUUGUCAAAGGCUUACAUGAGUGGAAGGGUGGUGUACCUCAUUUUUUCUGUGCAAGGCAGUGGACAUUUUCAAGGAUUUGCCAAAAUGACCUCCUCAAUAGCCAGGACAAAAUCUCCAGAUUUCCCUAGCCCAGGGUUGUCUGCCAUAUUCAGUGUAGAAUGGCUGAAAAGCGCCCACCUGCCAUUUCAGCUGUGUCAUCACCUCCUCAACCCUUGGAACGAGAACAAAAAGGUCCAGGAGAGCAGGGAUGGGCAGGAGCUGGAAGCACAUGUUGGGUCUCAGUUGUUGAAACUGUGGGACAAAUUCCACCAUCAGCUGAAGCCUUUCAAGUUAGGGCAGUCGCACAGGCAGAGGUCCUUGGAUACUCCACCACCCACACAGCAGCAACAGCAGAAAGGUCAUCGAGGGCAGACCUCUCAGCGACAGGCUCAGGUGAAGCUGCAGCAGCGAGGGAAAGACAGACAGGGAGAGGCGGGCAGCACCCCAUCCGAGGGCAACAGUGGUGGGGAAGACGCCAGUAGUGUUGGGAGCAAGAAGAAAAUGGACAGAAAAGAUUCGGAUUGCUCCAGUCCAGCGCCGUCCACAAAUUCUAACGAGGGGUCCAACAGCAGCCGUGACAGUCCCGCGCACCUCAGUCAUCGGCUCCGCCAGCUCAGCACGGAAUCUUCCCAGUCCGAGAGCAGCUCCCAGGGGUUACUUGGAGAGCCGCCGAGUGGUUUAAUGCCCUUCCCAGGAGUCUCUCUGUCAGCCCAGCAGAAUGCAAACACCGGAGCCACGGCGGCGUCUUACUCUCUGUUUCUGCAACAACAGCAGCAGCAGCAACAGCAGCAGGCAUUUGCUCUGGCCCAGCAGGGGUAUGUGGGUGCUCGCCUGAACCCAUUCUUGGUCCCCCAGGGAGGCAUGAUGGGUCAGGGGAUCAUGAUGAAUCCCCAGGCGGCUCUACAGCGGGUCAUGAUGCUCCCCCGAGGUCACCCACAGGCCGGCAUGCAGCAACAACAGCCUCCUCAUUACUCGGACGGGGGACAUCACCAGCCACAGCAGUGAUCUGAGAUCAGGAAUGAAGUUCAUGAUUCUACUCGUACCCAAAGUUCUCUUCUAUUUUGUAAUUUACUACUGAGAUUCCUGAAGGGCUCUUUAAUUCUGUAAUUCAUUUUGUGGGUUUAACUAUGGAUGUUGUUAACCUUGUUAUAAUGACUGAUUUUGAGGUGGAUUUUUUUUGUGUUAUAAUUUUCUGUUUUAUCAGACUCGAGGGAGGACAUGAUGCAUGAGAAUAUUUUUACAUAAAUUGUCUAGGUUCAUUCAACUUAUUUAUGCUUGAAAUGUACAACUGGCUGUUCUGAUAAUAUUUUUGGCCAGUAUUUUUCACAUCUCAUUCGAAUUUUGUACUUCUUUAGUUGCACAACUGUCUCAUUCGAAAAAGGAAAAAAAACUAUUUCAAAAGAGCAGUAAGAAAAAUGUGGCCUGAUUGGUUUGUGGUAUGAAUAAGAAACAGAUUUAGGUUCAGUUACAGAAACUCGUUUAGUAACUGUGGAGGUACCAAAACAACAACUGCACUCAUGGCUCAUGGAAAGUUUUGUCCUGAUUUCAUUUGCUAUUUUCUCUUAGCUCAGGUCCAGUGCCCCCCAGUAGAAGUGAGGGUGUUUCUGUGACUUUGAUGCUCCUAUUUCUCCCCACCUGUCUGGCUAGACUAUCAGCCUGUUUGUUCUGUGUACAGCGUGUGGGAUGAGUCAUGUUGAUUUGUCCACCCUUAUUAAAGAGCAUCUUUUUUCUCAAGUCGGAUUAACAUGCAAGGGUUGACAGCUAUUGUCAUGAAUGAAAAAUGAAAGCCUUGUUGUGACUGACAUGGGAAUUUCUUGAAGUUGUAUUAAUUAUUUAAAUUAAAGAGUUCUAAAGAUGUGACCUGUAUGGGAUCGCUUACCAUGCCGUUGUUCUGGAAUAAGGAAUGCAGAUAUAUGCAUAUGUUUGUAGUAACAUUUAAUAUUUAAGCUGUCUGUGUGCACACCUAUUUUUAUAAUAUUAAAAAUUAUAUAAGAUAUUGUACAUUUGCAUCAGUGCUAUUUCACAUUCAUCGGUUGACUUAAGUUGAAGGAUGACUACAUUUGGUUUUUUGUACUACCUUUGCUAUGUAUGUCAUACUUUGGACAGUUGCCAUUAUUCACACACUACAUUGGAGGCUAUUGUGGCUCUUCAGCUAUUACAUGUAGUUCUGGACAUGGUGAGGUAAUUUGUGCUCUAUACUUACUUUGUAUGACUGAGGAGAUUAUUUGUCCUGGUGUGUACAGAUUGAUGCCACACUCCUUGUGAUAUGAUGAACGUCUCAGUCUGCCCGGGAAGGAUGUCAUAAAUUGCUAGUCAUUAUUCAUUAAGAUGUCGAGAAUAUUCUAGUUCUUUGAAAGAAUGACGUCUCUUCUAUUACACUUGAAUUACGACCAUGCACAUUGAGUUAUUGUACUGUAGAUGUCUUUCAUGAUCCAUGUUUUAAGAUAUAAGCUACAAACUGUGAUUCAUGACUUUUCACCAUUUUGUGGACACUGCCAUCUCUCUUAGUGCAAAUGAGCUUACAUUAAAUGGUACACAUGUGCUCCUGUUCAAUAUUUGUUUUAUCAUUUUGAACUGAAAAUACUUUUGGAUUAACAUACAGAUCUGGUAUAUUGACAAAAUUUGCUAGUUGGCAAAUUUUUAUUUUGGUACCAAGUUUGUCAAGCAGUCUAAGAAAGCCUAAUGUAAGGUAGACUGUGAAUGCCUUGUGUCUCACAGUUGCCAGUAUGUAACUGUUGGUAGUAGUGAAAUGGUUUGAUCUAUUUUGAUCGUUUGUACUCAUUGUAGUUCCCAGAUUACUGACAAUCUUUGCAAUACCCUCUAUUGCUUUAACGUAUGCUUGACAAGCAUGCCAGUACUUUAAACUUUUAUAGUCG
Molecule: messenger RNA, 6787 nt
Organism: Aplysia californica (California sea hare)
Lineage: Eukaryota; Metazoa; Mollusca; Gastropoda; Aplysiida; Aplysiidae
Product: 3'-5' RNA helicase YTHDC2
Exons: 33
Coding region: 192-4916 (1574 amino acids)
Cellular component (GO): intracellular anatomical structure
Molecular function (GO): ATP binding; RNA binding; protein binding
Source: RefSeq, a predicted model, not a curated record